This is a messenger RNA of Anguilla anguilla (European eel), 2291 nucleotides long. RefSeq names its product serine/threonine kinase 11 (gene stk11). The record is from RefSeq and is a predicted model, not a curated record. Bases 921 to 2237 code for a protein of 438 amino acids. Gene Ontology annotation, biological process: glucose homeostasis; establishment of cell polarity; intracellular signal transduction. Gene Ontology annotation, molecular function: ATP binding; protein kinase activator activity; protein serine/threonine kinase activity. Gene Ontology annotation, cellular component: cytoplasm. Lineage: Eukaryota; Metazoa; Chordata; Actinopteri; Anguilliformes; Anguillidae. The transcript is spliced from 10 exons.
GGGCUGGGUUUUGAGGCGGGGUUGGAGUAAGGGGGGGAGGUAAACAAGAUGGCGGCAGCCAAACAGCAGCUGCAAUAGCAAACCUUUAGCUAACAUUCUUACCGACACAGAGCAGGGAAACGAGGGAAGCAACACAGAUAUUCAUAAGCAAGACAGAUAUAUUGAUGCUGACGAAGGACUCAAGGGAAUGUAUGAACUUUGGUUUUCUGUCUGACCUGAAGAAUGGACACGAUAAGUUUCCCUUUUUAAUGAUUUCUUUGUUAAGCAAUACCAAAGAAGAGUUUCUGUUUCUGAUGCCACGAAAGCCAAAUUUAGCUUCUGCAGAGAGGUCCCCAUAGAAUCAGGUCAGCAAUGAUAGGCUAUACAAGUAAGGUGAAGUCCUGAUACACAGAAAACACAACUAAAAUAUUCUCACAUAGUUAGUAUUUUAACCAAAAAAAUUAAAUUGGAAUUAAUUUCAAGUUUAUAGUUUUCAAAAAUAGUAGCAAUGGGACUAAUAGAAUGUAGGCUUAAACUGAGCAUUAUAUUACAAUCGAACUGAACUGUUCCAUUCACUUUUAAGAGACUUUCCAAGGAUUGCAUUCUACAUUGCACCCCCUCCCCCCCUUCCACCACAAACCAAACUCAAAAGUUCGAGCCACAUCGUCAGACUUUUCAGAACACUAAAGAAUAGUAUUCUAAUCCCUUUUUUAAAAGUUAUUCCCGCAUCCCGCCUGCCCCCCCCCCCCCCAUUUAGCGAAAUCAAGUGCCCACCAAUCACGGACCUAAAAAGAAUCCUUCAUUCGUCUGCAUCCAUGAUUUCUCAGUCAGCAGACACCUCUUUUAGAUGCGCUUAGGUACUUUUCGCCAUUCCAGCUUGGACGCGAACAUCAAAAACAGACGACAUUGGAAUUACACUGUAGGAUCCUAGCGGGGCGAAAAUGAGCGUGGGCGAACUCCAGCAUUUGGACUACCUGGCGGAGAACGAACUCAUAGGCAUGGACACCUUCAUCCACCGCAUCGACUCCACCGAGGUCAUUUACCAGCCGCGCCGCAAGAGGGCCAAGCUCAUCGGCAAGUACCUGAUGGGGGACCUCCUGGGCGAGGGUUCCUACGGCAAGGUGAAGGAGAUGCUGGACUCCGAGACCCUCUGCCGGAGGGCGGUCAAGAUCCUCAAAAAGAAGAAGCUGAGGAGGAUCCCCAACGGAGAGGCCAACGUCAAAAAGGAAAUCCAGCUUCUGCGAAGACUGCGACACAAAAAUGUGAUCCAGCUGGUGGACGUGUUGUAUAACGAAGAAAAGCAAAAAAUGUAUAUGGUGAUGGAGUACUGCGUGUGCGGCAUGCAGGAGAUGCUGGACAGCGUCCCGGAGAAGAGGUUUCCUAUGUUUCAAGCUCAUGGGUACUUCUGUCAGCUCUUGGAUGGCUUAGAAUAUUUGCACAGCCAAGGAAUAGUGCACAAAGACAUUAAACCAGGGAAUCUGCUGCUGACCACGGACGGUGCGCUGAAAAUCUCAGAUUUGGGUGUAGCAGAGGCGCUGCACCCCUUCGCCGAGGACGACACGUGCAGGACGAGCCAGGGCUCCCCGGCGUUCCAGCCCCCCGAGAUCGCCAACGGGCUGGACACGUUUUCGGGGUUCAAAGUGGACAUCUGGUCCGCGGGCGUCACACUAUACAACAUCACUACGAGCCUGUAUCCGUUCGAGGGGGACAACAUCUAUAAGCUGUUUGAGAACAUCGGCAAGGGGGACUACAGCGUUCCGGAAGACUGCGGCCCCCUCCUGACAGACCUGCUGAGAGGAAUGCUUGAAUAUGACCCAGCGAAGCGGUUCUCAAUACAACACAUAAGGCAGCACAAUUGGGUGCGUAAGAAACACCCCCCCUCCGAGCCCCCCGUCCCCAUCCCGCCCAGCCCCGACACCAGAGACCAGUGGCGCAGCAUGACGGUGAUGCCGUACCUGGAGGACCUGCACGGCUACAACGAGGAGGACGACGAUGAGCUCUUCGACGGCGAGGAUGACAUCAUCUACACUCAGGACUUCACAGUGCCAGGGCAGGUCCCGGAGGAGGAGGCGGAGCAGAACGGGCAGAGCCAGAGCCAGAGCCGGGGCGCGCCCAAGCCCGUGUGUGUCAACGGCACGGAGGCGGGCCUGCUGCAGUCCAAGGCGGAGCGGCGGUCCAGCUCCUCCUCCAACCCCUCCCGGAAGGGCGUGUCCACCACCAGCAAGAUCCGCAAACUCUCCACCUGCAAGCAGCAGUGACCCCGCCCCCCCCCCUCCCCCCACCGCUCCCCACGGUCCCGAGCCCAGCUGACA